AUGGGGCUCAAGUUUACACCUUACCUUUUUGCCACAGUAACUUGGAACUUGCUUAGGAUUCACAAGGCCACCAGAGACAAGGAGUCGAUCACCAAAAAGAAGCUGGUAAAGGGCCACGCCUACUCCGUCACAGGCUUGGAUGAGGUGAUCUUCUGUGGAAACGUGACCAAGCUGGUCCGCAUCAGGAACCCCUGGGGUGAGGUAGAGUGGACCGGUGCUUGGAGUGACAAUUCUCCAGAAUGGACCAGUGUGGACCGUGACGUCCACGCUCGGCUACAUAACCACAGGAAGGACGGCGAAUUCUGGUUGUCCUUCAGCGACUUCCUGUGUCAGUUCAGCCGUCUGAAUAUCUGCAACCUGACAGCCGAUGCCCUCCAGAACAGCCAGAUGACAACGUGGAGCUCGUCGCUGUAUUCUGGCGAGUGGAGACGGGGCAGCACUGCCGGAGGCUGCCGGAACUAUCAGGAAACCUUUUGGCUGAAUCCGCAGUUCAAGUUGGUGCUGCAGCACCCCGAUGUGGCCAGCCUUUCGGAUUGCAGCUUCCUUGUGGCGCUCAUGCAGAAGGACCGCAGGAAGAUGCGACGGGAAGGAAAAAAAGCAGAGAGCAUCGGCUUUGCCAUCUAUGAGGUUCCUGAGGAGGCUAAAGGUCAGACACGGGUUCACUUGAAGCAGAAAUUCUUCAAGACGCACACCAUAAGCGCUCGCUCCGAAUGCUUCACCGAGUUGAGGGAGGUCAGCUCGCGACUGCGUCUCCCAGCCAGCGAGUAUGUUAUCGUUCCGUCCACCUUCAAGCCCCACAAGGAGGCCGAUUUCAUCCUGCGGGUUUUCUCUGAGAAACCUGCCGAGUCCGGUUGUCGCAAGCUGGGCUUGGUCGAGUGCCACGUGCUGUGGGAGAAGAUUAAACGCUACCUGACAUUAUUCAGGAACUAUGACUUAGACAAGUCGGGAAGCAUGAGCUCUUACGAGAUGAGGACGGCACUGGAGUCCGCAGGUUUCAAGAUGACCAAUCACCUGUUCCAGCUCAUCAUCCUGCGAUACACUGAGGAAAACAUGACUGUCGACUUUGAUAACUUCGUCAUAUGUCUCAUCCGCCUGGAGUCCAUGUUCAGAACAUUCAAGAUCAUGGACACAGACGCAAAAGGAGUCAUCGAACUCAAUUUCUCCCAGUGGCUCUCCCUCACCAUGUUUGCCUAGACGCAAGCGAGCGGCUUACCUGGUGCCUUCAGAUGCGGUGACCUCAUCACCGUCUUGCUGUCAUGUUGCGAACAAUGUAAUUUUGCCAUAGAGCAUUGGUGUCAAUUUUGUUUUUGUCAAGGGCCAAGUCGUAGUUUUGGUUUCCCUCUUGGGCCGUUACCACAGUGAAAAUCAUGUCAGCAUUCUCACCUCAUCAUAUUACUGCAAAUAUACAACCGCCCCUGAAAUUUAUAGUUAUGCCGUAUUUACAUUCACAACUUACUAAAAGUUAGGGACAUUCAGUAUUCAGGUGGAAAAUCAGGAUAAAGAACCUAGACGGUGAACUUUGUUUGAUCUAUUCUAAACUUGAGAAUUUUUAACUUUUCAAUGUGUCAGCACUUUUUGCUCUCACGAGGAGCUGAAGAGCAAAAAUUCACAAUGUGUUUAAUUCACAGACAUUACCAAGCACAUAAACUCAUGCCUUUCUGUGACUCUUCCAUUUGCAACCUGCUGAUGACUUCUUUGCGACACUUGAAAUGUCAAAUAACUCUUGAGGAAUUAAGAGGGGUGGUUUAGUCUCAUGAGGUCAAAAUGUUACAAAAAUGAUGCUGGGAUUUUUUAAAAUACAUGUUUUAAUUUAACUAGGAAAUGUAUUGGGCUAUUUGAUGACACACAUGUUGUGUUAAAGCCAACUAUUAGUGCAAAAAGUUGAAAAGUUGUACAUGUGAAUUUAAAUGUUUGGUAAAGGUCAAAUAAAGUUCCUCCGGGUUUGAAGAUCAAAAUUUAUUUCACAUUCGUUCUGAAAUUUAACCAUUUAAAACCCUAACAUCACUAAUUUUUCUUCAGUAGUGUAUAUUGUCAAGGACUAAUU
This is a messenger RNA of Syngnathoides biaculeatus (alligator pipefish), 2044 nucleotides long. Its product is annotated as calpain-1 catalytic subunit-like. The transcript has 13 exons. Gene Ontology annotation, cellular component: cytoplasm. Gene Ontology annotation, molecular function: calcium-dependent cysteine-type endopeptidase activity; calcium ion binding. The record is from RefSeq and is a predicted model, not a curated record. The coding region runs from base 1 to 1194 and encodes 397 amino acids. Lineage: Eukaryota; Metazoa; Chordata; Actinopteri; Syngnathiformes; Syngnathidae. Gene Ontology annotation, biological process: proteolysis.